Messenger RNA from Lasiosphaeria miniovina, 621 nucleotides. RefSeq names its product putative RHO3 protein. Lineage: Eukaryota; Fungi; Ascomycota; Sordariomycetes; Sordariales; Lasiosphaeriaceae. The coding region runs from base 1 to 621 and encodes 206 amino acids. Gene Ontology annotation, biological process: small GTPase-mediated signal transduction. The transcript has 5 exons. Gene Ontology annotation, cellular component: cytosol. Gene Ontology annotation, molecular function: GTPase activity; protein kinase binding; GTP binding. The record is from RefSeq and is a predicted model, not a curated record.
AUGCCUUGUGGAAUCGGCGGCUCGAAAACUGUGCAGCGCAAGCUUGUCUUGCUGGGCGACGGUGCAUGCGGAAAGACGUCGCUGCUCAACGUCUUCACUAGAGGGUACUUUCCGACAGUCUACGAACCCACCGUAUUCGAGAACUACGUCCACGAUAUCUUUGUGGACAAUGUUCACAUCGAACUAUCGCUAUGGGACACAGCUGGCCAGGAAGAGUUUGAUAGGUUACGGAGCCUCUCAUAUGACGAUACGGAUCUUAUCAUGCUCUGUUAUUCAGUCGACAGUAAAGACUCGCUCGAAAACGUCGAGAGCAAAUGGGUGGGCGAGAUUGCCGACAACUGCCCCGGUGUUAAGCUUGUUUUGGUGGCCUUGAAGUGCGACCUGCGCGAGGCGACAGACGAGGAAGAUGACGGCAACAACGAGGCCGGCGGGCCACGAGAGAAGAAGCCGAUGAUCAACUACGACCAGGGCCUGGAGGUGGCACGCCGAAUCCACGCCCUGCGGUAUCUCGAGUGUUCGGCCAUGCGCAAUAGGGGAGUUAACGAAGCCUUCACGGAGGCCGCACGGGUCGCCUUAUCGGUCAAGAAGGAUCGGGAAGACUCCAAGUGCGCUGUCAUGUAG